AGAUAAGUUCGGCUCUAUGAUUCGGACAGUUGGUUCGUCGUGACCAUCUCGUAUUGUCCACCACUUUAGAAAUCGACCUGUAGACAUGGCAGAUAAGGAGAAGAAGAAGAAGGCUAAGAAGAAGGAGGAGGCGCCGGCACCCGAGCCCGAGCCAGCACCAGUUGAAGAGAAAGCACCAACUCCUACAGGUACACCAAAGGACUCCGGCUCUGCUAGAGCAAGCAGCCGUGGCAGCCGCAAGGCUAAACGCAGCGGAUCCAGUGUUUUCUCUAUGUUCUCUCAGAAACAAGUGGCCGAAUUUAAGGAGGCAUUCCAGCUAAUGGACGCGGAUAAAGACGGUAUCAUUGGUAAGAAUGAUCUUCGUGCAGCCUUCGACUCCGUCGGCCGAUUGGCGACCGAUAAGGAGCUCGACGAAAUGCUUAGUGAAGCUCCAGCGCCCAUCAACUUCACUCAACUGAUGAACUUAUUCGCUGUUCGUAUGUCAGGAUCAGGUGCUGACGAAGAUGAUGUUGUGAUCAAUGCCUUCAAGACAUUCGACGACAACGGCAAAAUCGACGGCGAAAGAUUAAGGCAAGCUUUAACGACAUGGGGCGACAAAUUUACACCGAAAGAAGUGAAUGACGCAUUCGAUCAGAUGUUCAUCGAUGAUAAAGGUUUCAUUGAUACACCGAGUUUAAUUGCUAUGUUGACCGGCACGGGCGAAGAAGAGGAGGAUUAAGACCAAUUGAAAUUAUAUCAUCAAGAAGAGAAUAUGUUCCUCGGUUGAAGCCUCGUAUUUAACAUGAAAUUCACACAAAAUCUGCCUCAAAAGAGAACACAAAUUUUAUACUCAACCACCUUUUUUUCCUAUUGUCUCUUUCUUUCUUUCUCUCCCCCCUCUCUCUCUCUUUCUUCUUCUCUCUCAUUUCAUACUCUUUUACUCAGUGAUCAAAAUAUAACAAGGACAAAACGAUA
Molecule: messenger RNA, 954 nt
Organism: Vollenhovia emeryi
Lineage: Eukaryota; Metazoa; Arthropoda; Insecta; Hymenoptera; Formicidae
Gene: Mlc2
Product: myosin regulatory light chain 2
Exons: 5
Coding region: 86-718 (210 amino acids)
Biological process (GO): post-embryonic development; locomotion
Cellular component (GO): cytoplasm; myosin II complex
Molecular function (GO): calcium ion binding; myosin heavy chain binding
Source: RefSeq, a predicted model, not a curated record